ACAAACUUUUAUAAAUGCAUAUAAUUUCGACGAUGUUGUUGUUGACGUUCCUUCGUUUCGCAGCUCUAACAGUCCCAUAACUCAAUGGACACAAUCGUCUCGAAAUCGACGAUAUUACUAUCCAAACCACCCAUUUUCCCCGCCCGUACAUCUUCCCAAACAUCUUAUUCUUCAUCUCUCGCUUCCUUCACUUGGCCUUCCAAGAGCCUCAGUAGCUCCCGAAGCCACAGAACCCAAUUGGGUUGUCGUUUUUCUUCUCGAAUUCGCAAGCUUUCAGUGACUUGCGGAAGUGGGAUUCGGGAGAUUGACGAGACCCAGUUCUCGGAUUCGGUUCUAAAGUCCGAUGGCCCGGUUUUGGUGGAGUUCGUCGCCAAUUGGUGCGGUCCUUGCCGGUUGAUCUCCCCGGCUAUUGAAUGGGUUGCUCAGGAAUACAAAGACAGAUUAACGGUUGUAAAGAUCGAUCAUGAUGCAAACCCAAAAUUAAUUGAAGAAUACAAAGUUUACGGCUUGCCGACUUUGAUUCUAUUCAAGAAUGGGAAGGAAAUCCCGGAAAGUAGAUGGGAAGGGGCCAUUACAAAGGUGAAGCUCAAAGGGUAUCUUGAUGCUUUGUUAGAGUCAAUUUCAGUCGUAUAACAGGUUUCCUUGCUUAAAAGACAUGCUUGUUCUUUCAGAUUUAACAAUGUGAGAUGUAUUCCUUCCUCUUGUUCCUGUUGUUUCAUCUAUUAUUGUACAAUAUUUUGUAUAUCCUUUGUAUUUUCUAACUUGGAACUGUAGAUUUGCGGAAAUCUUUUAUGGCACAAGAUUGGAGCUAUUUCAAUGUAUUAUUCUUC
Morus notabilis is the source of this 830-nucleotide messenger RNA. Its product is annotated as thioredoxin X, chloroplastic. NCBI's taxonomy places the organism in Eukaryota, Viridiplantae, Streptophyta, Magnoliopsida, Rosales, Moraceae. The transcript has 2 exons. Gene Ontology annotation, cellular component: cytoplasm. Gene Ontology annotation, molecular function: oxidoreductase activity, acting on a sulfur group of donors, disulfide as acceptor. The record is from RefSeq and is a predicted model, not a curated record. Bases 85 to 633 code for a protein of 182 amino acids.